Molecule: messenger RNA, 563 nt
Organism: Peromyscus californicus insignis
Lineage: Eukaryota; Metazoa; Chordata; Mammalia; Rodentia; Cricetidae
Gene: Sec61g
Product: SEC61 translocon subunit gamma
Exons: 5
Coding region: 131-337 (68 amino acids)
Biological process (GO): protein targeting; post-translational protein targeting to membrane, translocation
Cellular component (GO): Ssh1 translocon complex; membrane
Molecular function (GO): transmembrane protein transporter activity
Source: RefSeq, a predicted model, not a curated record
UCUGCAUGACGAACCAAUGGAAAGUAGCAGUGGGCGGGCUGUGGAUCCCCAGCUUCCGGUUCGUUGAGCUAGAUCCUCUCCUAAGCUACGUGUCUCUCUGCCUUCGCAAACCACCAUCCCGCAAUCAGCCAUGGAUCAGGUAAUGCAGUUUGUUGAGCCAAGCCGGCAGUUUGUGAAGGACUCAAUUCGGCUGGUUAAGAGAUGCACCAAACCCGAUAGAAAAGAAUUCCAGAAGAUUGCCAUGGCCACAGCCAUAGGAUUUGCUAUCAUGGGAUUCAUUGGCUUCUUUGUGAAACUGAUCCACAUCCCUAUUAAUAACAUUAUUGUGGGUGGCUGAGUGCUUUCUCUUCGUGGGAACUAGUGAACAAAUGAGAGUAUCUGGAUUUAGAAUUCUCAGCUAUUUCUCCAGCAACAUGCCUUCCUACAUGCUGCCAUGUUCCUGCCAUGAGGACAAUGGACUAAACCUCUGAAACUACAAGCAAGUCCAAUAAAUGCUUUCCUUUAUAAGAGUUGCUGUGAUCAUAAUGUCUCUUCACAGCAAUAGAACACUGACUAAGACACUC